Messenger RNA from Porites lobata, 1089 nucleotides. Lineage: Eukaryota; Metazoa; Cnidaria; Anthozoa; Scleractinia; Poritidae. The record is from the annotation of a GenBank genome assembly.
AUGCCUUGGUAUUGGUACUGUAGAGACUACUCAACCAUGGAUGUCAAUAGGUGAGAAUCUCACUUUAACCUUAAUCACUUUAUACCAAAUGAACACAGAGACAUAAAAAAAACAUUAUAUAACUUCAGAUAGUAACCCUUAAUGCCUCAAUAUCCAUACUGACAUUUUCCUGUUCCCAUUCAAGACAAUUUGACACUUUUCUAUUGCUGAUCAUUUUCUUAAUUCUCAUAAACAUUUCUCAUGAUGAUAUACUCACAUUAUGGGAAGAAAAUCGUGUUGGCCUCUCUUGGGAUUUUAAGAGUUGGGAAAAGGAAGCUUGGGGGUUUUUUGAAUGAGGAGAAUAAAGAAAAUGGCACAUCAAUAAAUCUACCUGUAGUUCUCCUUUUCAUUUUUUUGGUUUCAAGUAACUGUCAAUACAGCUGUACCUAUAGACUUAAUGGAAUCGCUUUUAGAUUUUAAGGAACAAACCUUUAAUACAAAGAUUAGGCAAAAAGUAUUUUCAAUGUUAUUAAUUUGAAAAACAUUAAUUUUGCCUAUUACCUUGCAUGUUUGCAGACCAGUGAAGGGUAUUCAAGGUUUAACAAGAGAAAUCAUUGUUGCUCUGGUGGCAAACCUGGAGAGCAGAGAGUUGAGACGAUCAGAGGGUGAAGCAAGAGGUUUGCCCUCUGAAAACCCCAGGGCAAGUACCACUGAAGAUGUUGAAGGAAUGAUUGCCCUUUUCCAUGAGUUGCUUGGACCAAUUUUUGAUCACAAGGCAUUUAAGCAAGAAUUCCCAAAAAUAAUGAAUGAAUUCAACAAACGGAUUGAUCCUGAUCUCCCAUUUUACUAUUGGACUGGCAUCCAUGAGCGUUUUCAUUAAAUGAAAACGCUCAUGGAUUAGCUUUGCCGAGCUUCAAUGAGCCGAGCUUCAAUGAGCCAUCUCAAUCAGGAACUGAACGCUUAGAUCGAGUAGUGAUUUCACGUAGAGCUGAUCCAGGGGUGUUUGUGGCAAACCGUGCCAAUCUGCCUCAACGGGGCUCGCUAACUGUUAGGGCUCAAUUUCAUGCAGCAAGUGAGACACUUCCUCCAAUGAAUUUAUCUGACUUUUAA